Halteromyces radiatus is the source of this 455-nucleotide messenger RNA. RefSeq lists its product as uncharacterized. Lineage: Eukaryota; Fungi; Mucoromycota; Mucoromycetes; Mucorales; Cunninghamellaceae. The record is from RefSeq and is a predicted model, not a curated record. The transcript is spliced from 2 exons. Bases 30 to 452 code for a protein of 140 amino acids.
UUUUUUUUUCUCUCUCCUUUUUAACUGUAAUGGCUUUUGCUAUUCCUGUGAUUGUUGGUGCUCCCAUUGGUUAUUUCACUUGGAGUCUUGUUUGUCAACAUGUAGAUUAUCAAGUAGCUAAACUAUGUUACAGUAAUAUGCCCACUCAAAAAGAUGCUGAUAUGACGAUAUCCCAACAACUUGAACAUUAUCCAACACGAUCGCUCACAGCAUCCAUGGCAGGUUCGGUGAUUUCCUUUGGUGUACUCGGCAAGACCAUGUUUCCAGAACGUACACGACAUCGUCUCUUUUUUGCUAAAGCACCUCCUCAAGCCAACCUACGGAUAGAAACAUUGAAACUCGGGAUCGAAUUAUUAGCGCGUUGUGGGGUGGUUUUUUAUGGAACAGCAGUGGUUGGGGCUAUCACUGGACGUUUGGCAGUAGCAAACUCUUCACCCAAGUCAGGUCAAUAGACA